AUGAUGCAAGCUGCCAGAAUUACUGCAAGUUUUCCGAGCUCCGCCGCGAACAACCGCAAGAUCAUUAUACAGGCCAACCCCGGAGAUUUUUCGUGGCCAAUAGAUCUCAAUGAAAUCCCCUGGGUUUCCCCUGCGUCGCAGCGUGCGGUACCCUCCGGCCCGAAAGUCUCCACUGACCGGCACCGAACUUCCCCGAUUACAUCUCCUACAACCUCUUGUCCGGCCACUAACAACGCGAGUCCCGCGUACGACUGCCCAUCCGAUGAGGUUCAGGACAUUCGUGCUGCAUGCGACCAGUCAGCCACGAGAUCCGACGAGGUUCUUCAAGACGUUCCUGUAGCCAAAGACGUCGUGUCGUUGGUGUCGUCAGAGGAAAAGUUGGAAGCUACUGUUUAUGCCAAGUCGCCCGGCACAAUAAACACUUUUCACUCCUCUGCGAAUGAGGAAACGAACACGUUUGCUCAGUUGGAUUUGAGCGGCAAACUGAUCAUCAAGGCGCAGCUGGGCGACGACAUACGCCGCAUUCCGAUCCACAACGAAGACAUUACCUACGAUGAGCUGAUUCUGAUGAUGCAGCGAGUGUUCCGAGGCAAGCUUUCCUCUAACGACGAGGUCACGGUGAAGUACAAGGACGAAGAUGGUGACCUGAUCACUAUUUUCGACAGCUCGGAUUUGUCUUUUGCGAUCCAGUGCAGCCGGAUACUGAAGCUAACAAUAUUCGUGAACCAACAACCAGUUCCAUUGGAACCGGAUGAAAUUAAGCAUCUCAGGAAGGAGCCGCAGGAAAUUAGGAAUGUUGUAAACCGCCUGCUGGACAGAUUCGAGCCCCGUCACUCUGUCUCCAACAACUCGGAGCCAGUGGACAGCGCGGGAAGUGCCCCACAGAAGGCCACAAAUGCUGUAGCGCCGAAGGAGUUUGACCCGCUCGCUUCAAAGCAGGCGGGAGGCGACGAGCCCAGUGCACAGAUAAAACCCAAAGGUGAAAACGGCCGGGUAGGCACUCCUGACAGCAUCUCGAGCCUAGAUGCGGCCGCCGCCACUCAGCAGCAACUUCACGCGAUGCAACAGCACCAAAUGCAGCAGCAGCAGCAUCACUACCCUCAGCACACUGGGCAGACCGGAGUCAGACACAUGGGUCAACCAGGAUCUCAACAGCCUUACGCACCUCAAGAACAUCCUCCACCACAACAGCAGCAGCAGCAGCCACUACCUCCUGCACAGCAGCAACCGGUAGUUCCUGGUGGAUAUGCAGGUGCACCAAUGCCGACAGCCAGGCCUGGCCCCACCCCAACUCCUGGGAUGCCCGGCCAGCCACCUCAGGGGCCCUACGGUCAGGCUGCAUUUCCUCAGGCAUCGGUCGGCCAGAGCAUGCCACAUGGGCAGCCCUUUCCGCCAGGCGCUGCCCCCACCGGGGCACAGGGACCACCGCAACCCGGCCCUCCCCAACAGAGCAUGCCCCAGGGCCCCCUCCACAGCCCGCACAACCACAGCCUCCAUAUGGAGUACUUACGUGAUGACGCGUGA
Rhipicephalus microplus (southern cattle tick) is the source of this 1524-nucleotide messenger RNA. RefSeq lists its product as uncharacterized. The record is from RefSeq and is a predicted model, not a curated record. Lineage: Eukaryota; Metazoa; Arthropoda; Arachnida; Ixodida; Ixodidae. Gene Ontology annotation, molecular function: identical protein binding. Gene Ontology annotation, biological process: COPII vesicle coat assembly; endoplasmic reticulum to Golgi vesicle-mediated transport. Gene Ontology annotation, cellular component: endoplasmic reticulum exit site.